Molecule: messenger RNA, 3105 nt
Organism: Hyla sarda
Lineage: Eukaryota; Metazoa; Chordata; Amphibia; Anura; Hylidae
Gene: IL23R
Product: interleukin 23 receptor
Exons: 17
Coding region: 266-2809 (847 amino acids)
Molecular function (GO): protein binding
Source: RefSeq, a predicted model, not a curated record
UUGUGCUUUGCAUUAGAUCUCUGCGUCCUUCUGGUUUCUAUGGACACCACACUGCACUUCAUCUCAGUGACCAGCAGGGGGAGCUCUGCUCUGAACAACAAAACGCACUGAAAAUGAUUGAUGACAUGGAGUCAUUUACUGCAUACUGGGGCAGAUACCGUCUAAUCCGAGAUAUGUUAAGAAUGCACCAGAUUUAUCACCGGGUAUCGGGCUGUUUGACAGAUGCCAUCAAUGCUUUUCAUGAUGUAAUAUGUGACAUUCAGAUAUGGAAAUAAAGCUUUCUAAAUGGAAUAUGAUUUGGAUUUUCCACGUGGUCAUCAUAAAAUUGUCAGAAGGUUUUGUAUCAUAUAACGGAGAGCUGGUAAUCUCACCGGCCGCUCUUGUGCCUGUAGGAACCAACCUUACAAUAAUCUGCAUCAAUAAACUGAAAACUUGUUCCAGAGAGAUGAAAUUUGUAUUUGAAAUAAAUAGAGAUGAGAGACCCCCUGACUGGCAGAACCGGACGACGUCCAUGAUUCAGUUCGUUCACAUCACAGAGAGUUACCAUGUUAUUUGUAACAUAGACUGUCAUGGACGCCUGCACGUCAUCAACAUGGUGCAGUUACAGGUGGGAUAUCCUCCCGAUCGACCGACAAACGUUGAGUGCCGCUUGGAAGAAUUUUCUACAGAGAUGAAAUGCGGGUGGGAUGAAGUGGCGACUACAAGGUUACCCACCCGCUAUGAAGUGCAUUUGAAGAAUCUCUGGACCGGAGCGGACGCUGCUCUCAGCACCUCUCAGGCCGUUGUGACUUUCCCGGUGAAUAUGACUCAGAAUGAGAUGCAUCAGAUUCAGAUUGCUGCUGUUAACCCAUUAAAUCAAAGUGAAUCGGAGGUUGUGCGGUUCCUCUUGGCUGAUAUAGUGGUUCCCUUCACACCCGUUAUCAAGAAGAUCAAUAUAUCGGAUACAAGCCUCAGGAUAUACAUGCAUUGGAGGAACCAAACGUCAGAAAACCAGCGGUACUGUGAGGUGGAGUAUAGGACCCUGAAGCAGCCGAGUUGGAUAUCGGUUGGGGAGGAAGUGAACACAAACAAUAUUAUUUCAUUGGAAAAGAUCCGUCAUGCAGAUUCCAUACGUAUUCGCUGUAGAGAGGAUUUUGGGAAGAGUUACUGGAGUAACUGGAGUGCCCCUCACCUGGUCCCACCUUCAGCUCCUGAAGAGAUUCCCAAUGUGUGGAGGCUUCUUGGUUCUUCGCUCCCUGAUGGAGUUCGGGAGGUCACCUUCCUCUUUGCGUCAGAUCUGGAUGACUUGCGGAGGAUUAACAUCUCCGGUUAUGAAGUCUACCAUUAUAAUCAUGGGGUACGGACGGUCCUGAAGCGAUGCCCCUCCCCCGUGGCACAGUGUGUCGCCCUCAUACCUAGCGGAGUACAGACGGUCCUCGUUGCUGCUUAUAAUCCCUUUGGAUUCUCCCCGGCCCUUCACCUGCCGCUCCAGGAAGAAGAUGGUUCUGGACCCCAGAAUGUGACAGUGAAAUCAAUGACAGUACAAUGGCAGCACCCCCACACCCCCCCGGAGCCGCUCAGAUGGUACGCUCUUCAGUGGGCAUCUGAUUCCUGUGACGGAAAACACACAAAUAUAUCAACCCAGAAAACUGAGAAGGAGCGGACUACGUAUACGAUAACAGAUAAUGUUGCUCCAGGACAGCGCGUCACUAUUUCUCUAUACGCAGUAUACAGCACUCGAGUCAGCCGACCCACCACCGUCUACGGGUUUUCUCAGGAAUUGAAACCAACGACAGGUCCCAGUUCUAUUAAGAUAGUGAAACCCUUGUUGCGAGCAAGAAUAAUCGAAUGGGACGAGAUUCCUGUGUGUGACCGGCGAGGAUUCCUCACUGUAUAUACGGUGUAUAUAAAGCAAUAUCUGAAUGAAUCAAACUUUGUGUACAAAGUCCCUGCAUCCACAAGACAUUUACUGUUCGAUAGGUUUAAUCCUGAUGAUCAGUAUUCUGUGUGUAUUUCUGCAUCUACCGUGGCUGGAGAAGGGCCGGCCGUUCACUGCACUAACUUUUAUCAAGAUAAUGAUUUUAACAGCUACAUGGGCCUCCUGGUGGGAACGGCCUUCGGAGUUAUCGCUUUGUCUGCAAUCAUUUUGAUUUUAUCAAGAAUAUGGAAAAGGGUGAAGAUAGGGUUACUCCUACUGUUACCCAAAUGUCUACAUGAAGAAUAUCCCCAUGUGGGGAGGAGUCCAGCUGUGAAGUCUCUGCAGGAAAACAUAGAGAGUCCUGAGCCUCCACCUGUCGUCUUGCUCGAUGACCCGGAAAUUGCAGAGAUUGAAGAAAUACCAAAGGAAGAAACCAGUCUCCUAAUCCCGUCAACGAACCCUGCCCAAGAAUCCACCAAUAUGAUGGAGUCGCCUCUAAUCCCAGCCACCGAUAUCGAAGUCCCCUCGGGCUAUAGGCCACAGAUCGCAAAUGUCACUUCCCAUCAGCACAAUUCCUACUUCAGUCCCGCACAGUUGUUGGAUCUACAGAGGUCCAUCUUGGGAUCGGAAAGUCCUGUGGUUCCAACCAAUGAUCCCUUCCUAUUGAACGUUACAAGUGAUAUGUUUAAGGAGAUGAACCUUAUGGUCACAACCGAUGUCGAUCUGGAUGAGGAACCUCUACGACCCCCUACCAACCCCAUGCUGCAGAACCUAUGGGAGAAUCAGACGUUCAUAGAUAGGUUAAUACUAUCAGAGAGUCCUGGGGACCAUGUGAUCUCUACUCCAGGCCUCCAUGAGGAAUUCGAUGACACAAAGUCCUACUUUUCUCAGCUCUUCACUGGAGGAUUAUAGCCGUGUCAUCUCAGAAGGCUUGGUUCUCACCCCAGAUUGGAUCACUUGGUUUGGUCCAUCUCCGACUCAAAGUCCUACUUUUCUCAGAUCUUUACCAGGGUGAUCAUAGCCCUGUCUUCUCUGAAGGCUUGAUUUCCACCCUGGAUUGGAAUUACUUGGUUUGGUCCAAGAUCCUAAAUGGAUUUUUAUUUUGGCUGCUGUAUAUACCGGAAAUUGUAGCACAAGGAGCAUUGUGGAUCCUACUUUGUAAGCACUAGAAAAAAUUGCAUUAUUAAAAUGUUAAAAAAAGAUUUUAA